This is a messenger RNA of Staurois parvus, 810 nucleotides long. The record is from the annotation of a GenBank genome assembly. Lineage: Eukaryota; Metazoa; Chordata; Amphibia; Anura; Ranidae.
AUGUCCGAGGCCGAGAAGAGGCCCUUCAUUGACGAGGCCAAGAGGCUGCGAGCCCUGCACAUGAAGGAACACCCGGAUUACAAGUACCGGCCCCGGCGGAAGACCAAGACUCUGCUCAAGAAGGACAAGUACUCCCUGGCCGGGGGCUUGCUGCAUGCCGCCGGGGGAGGACACAUGGGAGUCGGCCUGAGCCCGGGUGGAGGCAGUGGAGGCUCCCGCCUGGAGAGCCCGGGCUCAGGGGGAUCCGCGGGGGCCGGAGGAUACGCUCACAUGAACGGCUGGGCGAACGGGGCGUACCCGGGCUCGGUGGCGGCAGCGGCGGCGGCAGCUAUGAUGCAGGAAGCUCAGCUCGCCUACAGCCAGCAGCAGCACCCCGGCAGCGGGGGGCACCAUCCUCACCACCACCCCCAUCACCCUCACCAUCACCAGCCCAUGCACCGCUAUGACAUGAGUGCCCUUCAGUACAGCCCCCUGCCCGGGGCUCAGAGCUACAUGAGCGCCUCUCCCUCCAGUUACGGGGCCCUCAGCUACUCAAGCCAGCAGCAGCACCAGGCGGCAUCUUCAGGGGCCCUCGGGGCUCUAGGCUCUCUGGUGAAAUCGGAGCCCAGCGUGAGUCCACCUGUGAGCGGGGGAGGCUCCCACGGCCGACCGCCUUGCCCCGGGGAUCUGCGGGAGAUGAUCAGUAUGUACUUACCUAGCGGGGGAGAGGCUGGAGACCCAGCGGCCGCUAGCAGACUGCACAGCUUGCCCCAGCACUACCAGGGGGCUGGCACGGGGGUAAACGGCACGGUGCCACUCACACACAUCUGA